GUGGGCUAGCUGCGUCUAACAGUAUCAUUUCUCACAUGUGCUUUAUGGACGAUGUAGCAUUGCCUGUCACAUUAGAAGAAAGUGUCGGGUUCAGCCUCGGUCUACCACAUCCCACUCCAGGAUUUCAUUCAAGGCGAUGGAGUGGCAGGUCAUACAGCAAGCCAAGGAGGCCUUUGUGAGCGGCAGAAGUCGUCCUCUUGACUUCAGGCUGAAGCAGCUUCAGGCUUUGCAGAGGAUGAUCACUGAGCGCGAGGCUGAGAUCACCACGGCUCUCAAACAGGACAUCAACAGGAGCCAGUACGACACGUCACUUUUGGAGCUGAUCGGUAUCGAGAACGAGAUUAACUUGGCGCUGGACAAACUGCAAGAGUGGACGUCAAGUCGGCCGGUAGAGAAGAAUCUUCUCACCGUGUCAGAUGAGGCUUACAUCCGCCCAGAACCACUGGGCCUGGUGCUCAUCAUUGGAGCCUGGAAUUAUCCGUGGGCCGUAACGCUGAUACCCCUGGUGGGAGCCAUUGCUGCAGGCAAUGCAGCUGUGGUGAAGCCGUCAGAGAUAAGUGGUUGCUCAUCGCUCCUCCUUGAGACCCUGCUGCCUCUCUAUCUGGAUAAGGAUCUGUACCCAGUGGUAACGGGCGGUGUGGCAGAAACCCAGGAGUUGUUGAAGCACAGAUUUGACCAUAUCUUCUACACGGGAAGCAGUCUGGUGGGCAAAGUGGUGAUGGAGGCUGCAGCUCGACACCUCACCCCAGUGACUCUGGAGUUGGGAGGGAAGAGUCCUUGCUACAUUGACAAGAACUGUCACAUCAGAGUCGCCUGCCGUCGUAUUACCUGGGGAAAAUUUAUCAACUGCGGUCAGACGUGCAUCGCUCCAGACUACAUCCUCUGUGAGCCGUGUAUUCAAGGCCGCGUGGUGGAAAGCAUCCGGCAAACUCUCAUGGAGUUUUAUGGCCCUGAUCCCAAGUCAUCACCAGACUAUGGUCGCAUGGUGAACCAGAAGCACUUCAACAGGGUGGUGGGCCUGAUGGAGGGUUACGCCCCCGUGCUAGGUGGCCAGUGUGACCCAUCAGAGCGCUAUAUCGCCCCCACCGUGCUGAAGGAUGUGCCCCCUCACUCCCGGCUGAUGCAGGAAGAAAUCUUUGGUCCUCUGCUGCCCAUCGUGACUGUGAGCGGCUUGGAGGAAGCCAUUCACUUCAUCAAUGAGAGAGAAAAGCCUUUGGCGCUCUACAUAUUCUCCAAUGACAAGAAGGCCAUAAAAAAGAUGAUUGAGGAGACCACCAGUGGAGGAGUGACAGUCAAUGAUGUGAUGAUGCACUACACGCUCAACUCACUCCCUUUUGGUGGUGUUGGUCAGAGUGGUAUGGGCUCCUAUCACGGCAAGCACACCUUCGAGCAGCUGAGCCACCACAGGGCGUGUCUCCUGCGAUCCCUCGCCAUGGAAAGUGUCAACCUCUCCCGUUACCCGCCUCAGGAUCGCAAGCGUGCAAGCAGAGCCCGCAUGGCUCUCAAGUCGCCCUUGAUUGACCUUUCCAAGAAGACGUACAUCUGGGCUGUCACGGCGACCGUCAUUGCCUUUGGCCUGCUCAUCACGCUGCUCGUCAUUCUGCUCAUCGCCGCAGGCUUGAAUUGUACCUGCUGGUACUGGAGGGGCUUUUAUAACUAGACAGUCACUCCCACGGGACAUUUGCUUUCUUUUAAUGUAAUUAUGUGUUCCACUGUACAUGUACAACAAUGGAGUGCUUUAUGAAAAUGUCUACACCAGGGGUGUCAAACUCAAUUUACUUGGGGGCCGAUGGAGGAAGGGUCGCAUGAAUUAUUGGGAGUACAGUAGGGCUGGGAAUCUCAGGGUUCCUCACGAUACAUACGAUACGCAGUGCAUGGCUUACGAUGACAAUAAUAUCUCAAUACAGUGAUAAGGUGAAUCAAAAAAAUCUCUAAUGUCAUCUCUUGCAUUUUGCUGCAUUUAGCUGGGGUAGGCUCCAGCUUACCCGUGACCCUAAUGAAGAAAGACGGUAUGGAAAAUAGAUGGAAUUUUUGCAGCAUAUUUUAAUCAGAAUACAAGCAGCAAUGCUGCAAAAAGAAUUAGACCGUUUUAGUCUAACAUAGUAGUGAGUAGUGAGAGACAGAGAAUGACCAAGUAAGUUUGAACAGCACGACAACGUAAACACACAUCUCUUGAUUGAACAACACAAAAUUUAGCAUUUGAAUAGAAAAUUUAACUCCAUGAAUAUGAAUAUCUUUUUUUACAAAGCGAUACCUAUAACUUAUAGGUAUAUAACCUAUAACUCAAGACUGAUAUGGUACCGAUAACUUUAUAUCUGCUUUUCCUUUUCGAUUUAACUGUAGUUUGUGCACACCUGAAAAUAAGAAGGAUUGGAACAAAUUAGGAUUUGGCCAACUGCACCCAACUGGUUUGUCCUAAUCAAAUAUAAUGACAUUACUACUACCACAUCACUACUACCAGGAGAACCACAGUAUAGAGCGGAGGGAGCCACCUGCUGUGGCCCAGAAAAGUGCACUAUAUUCGGACACAUGCUCCGAGUCGCCGGUGUGACACCAUGGAGGUCUCUGGCAAAACUUUUGUAGUUUUCAAAGACCAUGGUGCUGGCGUUUCAGGUGGCUGAUAAGGUUUUUUGUGUGCUGGAUGUUUUUUUUCCCCCCCUCAUUGCAGACCACUUGGUACAACUAGCACACAAAACGUCUUCCUCGGAAAGUGAAGUGUUUAGAAGUGAGCUCAGGGGAACGUUACGACAGGCCGUUAACGUACCGGACAGGAGAAAAAAGAAGCGCUUGAUUUGCUCACCUACACAGUACGGGUAAUCUCGCCUCAGCGGAGCGUUUUUUAAAAUGAUCAGUUAUCAGAGCGAUUUUUAACGUUAUCGGAUUUACUGGUAUGAUGUCAUAAUUCCCUCAUAUCGGUCUGAUGAUUAUCGUGCGCCCCUAAUUUUAACUAUGCUGGCGUAUCAUUCCACUCUUCAUCGGUGUAUACUCAGCAUUUAUUUGUUUUUUUUUCUUCUGCUUUCAUUUCUUCCUCUGUGGUUUCCGCCUAAUUUUCCAGUGCUGUUGUGAGGAGCUCGUAGGUGACAUGUAAAAUGCUCACUCGAAAUUUAUAGAAAUUCAUAGCGGCUAUAUCUUAUUAAAAAUAAUUAAAGAGUAGUUGGAUAUAUAGAUAUUUUGUCACAACCAUAAUCUGGAGUGAUUUUGUGUUUAGGCUUGUUGAUUAUUCACCAUAGUAGUACUUGUAGUUGCCCUAUGUGCGUUUACUUACCUGUUACAUGUUGUGCUGUCGCGUGUGUGUGUGUUAGCACCGCAAUUGUAGGUAGUGCUCAGUCUAGUGACACCGACAAGGUGACAAGUGAUGUGAAAGUCAAUUACUUUAACUGACUGGAGUUUUAAUGAGUCACUUACUAAAGUGAAUCGAGUCGUCGAUUCACUCGAGUUGGGUGUCACAGCACGCAUGCGCAAAAGUUAAAAAAAAAACCCUCAAACGGAAACUCCCAGAGAUUAUAAACGCACUAACAAAACACCUCAUUGAGAUGAUUGACCCGUUGUAGCGAUACUUUUGGAUGUGGAAGAUGUGCCCCUUAAACAAAUGCAAGAAAAUAGAGCAAACUGAAUAAAGAGUCUUUCUACAAAGUUUUUGGAGGCUGGUUUCACCGUGGGAAUCCACAGUAUUAUGUCACAGCAUUUAUGCCACAAAGUAAAUGAAAUUUUUCUGUAAAAUUAUGUUAUAAUGGCCAAAUACAAUCAAAAGUAUUUUUUCAGGCUUACCUGUGAAAGGUAAUCCCGUGAGAUCUUGUUUGGACUGUAACCGGUUGGUACAAUUCCAUGCAAAACAUAAAUUAGGCGGCUUCCCCGUUCUCUCUUUGCCACAUCCAAUAUGGCGGUGACGUCGACGUAUGAUUCGGCGCCUAAUGCGGCGUCUCCGUCACCAGAGAAACUCGCACUUGCGCCUACCCGACUCACUACACUCGUGAGCCCACGUCUCCUUCACGAUUCACUCAUCCGCACCCUCAUGCGGCGUCAGAGAGUGAGUCUGGGUUUGCGAGUUCCCGGGUUCGAGUGCUCAGCUCGGCGUGAGCGAGCGCGCAGCUCUGACAGGAACAGGAAGUGGAAAUGAGAGUUGAUUUGCGGCAAGAAGCAAAUGUGUUGCUUUUUCCACGGGCUUAAUACAGUUAUAGAAAUGCAUCAUGCUUAGGUCAUGCAUGCAAAGUUAUAAAACAUUUCAAAAUGUACCUGCAUUUGUUUUGUGACUCAAUUCCAUUAAAAAGUCAGCUUGUCCACUUCUAUAUUUCUUAAAAAUAAUGUUUAAAUAUCGCCUGGUCUUGUGAAUUGAGUGCACGUCGACACCCCUAUUUUUUGCGAUUGUGUGGCUGAAUAGGUGUUAAUGUGGCUUGCCUUUCCACAUUAAAUGUCUGUUCUUGCUCUUAAAUUUUGUGAAAUAAAUUUGUAAAUAAAUACUUAUACUCCAGACUGACUUAUAGUUGGGAAAAUACAGUAAGGUAACUGAUGUGAGAGAUGUGUGAUGUUACGGUACAGUAUAUGUUACAUUGUUCAUGAUAAAUGUGUUCGUAACUUGACACUUUUUUCUGUAGUACAAAUGCACUUUAAAUUGAACAAAGAACAUAAAUUGCAAAUCAUUUUUGAAAGAGUGACAGAGUGGCUUAUUAGCAUUUUUGCUAUUGUGCAAGCCAGGUAUUGAUAUUUUCCUAGCUUGUUUCCGAUGAAUUGAUUGAAGAAAUAUAGUAAGAGGAGAUUAAAUGUAAUAUUUGACAGCCUAUUAAAGCAUUGCAAUUGCUGGAUGGAUUUAAAAUUAGCUUUAUUGGCAGUCCAUCAAGACACAGGGCGGUCUUCCACCCAAAUUAAGGCCCUUACUGGUGCCGACUGCAGCACAAUAACCAUCAGACGGCAUCUGCGGGAAAAAGGGUUUAAAAAACAAAAAAACGAAUUCAAAGACCUCGUCUCCUUCAAUGCCACAA
This is a messenger RNA of Dunckerocampus dactyliophorus (ringed pipefish), 4976 nucleotides long. RefSeq names its product aldehyde dehydrogenase, dimeric NADP-preferring-like. The coding region runs from base 137 to 1660 and encodes 507 amino acids. Gene Ontology annotation, molecular function: aldehyde dehydrogenase (NAD+) activity. Gene Ontology annotation, biological process: aldehyde metabolic process. The transcript has 10 exons. The record is from RefSeq and is a predicted model, not a curated record. Gene Ontology annotation, cellular component: cytoplasm. NCBI's taxonomy places the organism in Eukaryota, Metazoa, Chordata, Actinopteri, Syngnathiformes, Syngnathidae.